AUGGCGGGGAAUGAGUGGAUUAAUGGCUAUUUGGAAGCAAUAUUGGACACAGGAACUGCUGGAACAAUUGACUAUCAGCAGCAGCGUCUAUUAGAAAGUAGUCCUGCUCGAAGAAUUGUUGCUGUGAAUGCUACUAAAUAUUUCAUCCAGGAGGUUGUCUCGGGCUUCGAUGAGACCGACAUUCAUCAGACGUGGAUGAAGGCAACUGUUUGUAGGAACUCAAAAGAGAGGAGUGCACGGCUUGAGAAUUUAUGUUGGAGGAUAUGGCAUAUAAGCCGCAAGAGAAAACAGAUUGAGUGGGCAAAUACACAAAGAGUUGCAGACCGUCACUUUGAGCAUGAGCAAGGGCGAAAAGAUGCUGCGGAUGAUUUGUGCGAGGAUCAUCCAGAGGCAGACCUACAUUCAGAUAUAGCUGGAACUAGGCUCUCAAGAAAUAGCUCCGAGACAGAUGUGCGGAAAAGUUUCAAUGAAGGACAGCACAAAGACAAGUGUCUGUAUAUUGUCUUGAUCAGCUUACAUGGACUUGUUCGUGGGGAGAACAUGGAACUUGGACGUGACUCGGAUACAGGAGGUCAGGUCAAGUAUGUUGUGGAGUUUGCAAGAGCUUUAGCUAUGAUGCCCGAAGUUUACCGCGUGGAUUUGUUAACUCGUCAAAUUUUGGCACCAGAUGUUGACCGUAGCUACGGUGAGCCCACAGAAACGUUAGCCCCAGGUUCUUAUGACUGCUGCGGAGACGAAGUAGGAGAGAGUAGUGGUGCCUACAUUGUGCGCAUUCCCUGUGGUCCGAGGGAUCAAUAUCUACGGAAGGAAUUAUUAUGGCCAUAUAUUCAAGAAUUUGUAGAUGGGUCGCUAACGCACAUUGUGAACAUGGCUAAAGCUUUAGGAGAACAGAUAACUGGUGGGGACUCGGUAUGGCCUUAUGUGAUUCAUGGACAUUAUGCCGACGCAGGGGAUAUUGCUGCUCUGAUUUCAGGUGCAUUGAACGUACCAAUGGUCUUAACAGGUCAUUCUCUGGGCCGCAACAAACUUGAACAACUGUUGAAGCAAGGACGGCAGUCUAAGACAGAUAUCAACACAAACUACAAAAUUAUGCGGAGAAUAGAAGCUGAAGAGUUUUCCUUAGACACUGCGGAACUCGUCAUAACUAGUACAAGACAAGAAAUUGAAGAACAGUGGGGAUUAUACGACGGUUUUGAUCUGAAGCUUGAAAAAGUUUUGAGGGCUAGAAUAAAAAGAGGCGUCAGCUGUCAUGGCCGACACAUGCCUCGCAUGGCAGUUAUUGCACCUGGAAUGGAUUUCAGAAGCGUUGACCAAGAAGCAUUUGAUAUACUAGAAGGUGAAAUAGAAGGAGAAGGCAUCCCUGUGGCGCCUCCAUCUCCUAAACCUGAACCACCUAUUUGGAGUGAGGUUAUGAAGUUUUUUACCAACCCCCAUAAGCCAAUGAUUCUGGCCCUUGCUCGACCUGAUCCAAAAAAGAACCUAGCAACGCUUGUAAAAGCCUUUGGAGAAAGCAAGCCGCUACGGGAAUUGGCAAAUAUGACAUUAAUAAUGGGGAACAGAGAUGACAUCGAUACAAUGCCAGGCACAAGCUCCAAUAUACUCACGAUUGUCCUUAAACUUAUAGACAAGUACGAUCUUUAUGGUCAAGUUGCAUACCCAAAACAUCACAAGCAAAAUGAAGUUCCAGACAUUUAUCGGCUAGCUGCCAAAACUAAGGGCGUAUUUAUCAACCCUGCACUGGUGGAGCCCUUUGGUUUGACCCUUAUUGAGGCAGCUGCACAUGGUUUACCUAUGGUUGCUACAAUGAAUGGAGGUCCAGUAGAUAUUCAAAAGACUCUGAGUAAUGGAGUUCUUGUGGAUCCACACGAUGAGCAAGCCAUCGCAACUGCAUUGAUCAAACUUGUUGCCGAUCGUUUGUUGUGGGGAGAAUGCCGUCGUAACGGCCUAAAAAAUAUUCACAUGUAUUCAUGGCCUGAACAUUGCAAAACAUAUCUAUCAAAGAUAUCUCUUUGCAAAAGGAAACAGCCGCUAUGGCAAAACAAUUUUUCUAAUCAUAGUACUGAGGACAAUUCCCAGGAAGAUUCUUUAAAGGAUGUGGAAGACAUAUCUUUACAGCUAUCUGACGAUGGAGAAGUACCCGAGAACGUUGAGAAGGGCAAGCAAAUAUAUGACAAACAACUAAGUAUAGUGGCUACGGAACAGAAACUUAUUGGGCUGGAGAAGUUGCAAAAUUGUAAGUUCCCUUUCUUAAGGAGAAGAAAAAAAGUGUGUGUUCUAGCAAUAGACAGCUACGACAGCAAUAAAGCUUCCAAGAACAUGCUGGCUGCAGUUCGUGAGAUAUUCACAGCUUGUAAGAUGGGGUUAACGGGCUUUAUUCUUUCUACGGCCAUGACAGCUUCAGAGACCCUAUCAGCGCUUGCAGAAGAUGGAAUACCCGUGACAGAUUUUGAUGCCUUGGUUUGCAACAGUGGUGCUUCGCUGUACUAUCCUUCAAUGAGCUUCAACAGUCAGGUGCACCUGGUGCCAGAUUAUGACUAUGAUCAUCACAUUGAUUAUCACUGGAAUAGCGACGGGAUAAGGAAGGCAAUGAGCAGGCUUACUUUCUCAGAGGCUGGAGACCUGCCAAUAAUCAUUGAGGAGGAACUGCGUUCUAGCACGCACUGCGUUGCUUAUCGGGUCAAUACCGCAAAUAUGGUGAAAGUGGAUGAGUACCGUCGCCUCUUGAGAAUGCGUGGCUUAAGGUGUCAUAUUAUCUACUGCCUGAAUACCACAAAGCUUCACAUAGUUCCAUUGCUGGCCUCUCGUUCCCAGGCCAUAAGGUACUUGUUUGUGAGAUGGGGAAUGGAUAUAGGAAACACUGUUGUUUUUGUUGGUGAGACCGGUGAUUCCGAUUACGAGCAGCUGCUAUCCGGGAUCCAUAAGAUUAUUGUCUUAACAGGCCUUGUUCCUCACAGAGCUGCUGGCAAGGAAGAUGUGGUUCACACGACUGGGACUAGAGAAGACGUUGUCCCAUCUGAGAGUAAUAAUAAUCUUGUCGCAACUAGUUGUGAAGCUAUUGCUGCUGCACUCAGCAAGAACAAGGUGGAGGCUGAAGACACUUGUGCAUCAGCUUUAAUGCUGGAGAGUGUGUUCUAUAGUGGUAUAGUGCAGGUUUAA
Messenger RNA from Selaginella moellendorffii, 3156 nucleotides. RefSeq names its product probable sucrose-phosphate synthase 3. Lineage: Eukaryota; Viridiplantae; Streptophyta; Lycopodiopsida; Selaginellales; Selaginellaceae. The transcript has 14 exons. Gene Ontology annotation, molecular function: sucrose-phosphate synthase activity; sucrose synthase activity. Gene Ontology annotation, biological process: sucrose metabolic process. The record is from RefSeq and is a predicted model, not a curated record. The coding region runs from base 1 to 3156 and encodes 1051 amino acids.